Antrostomus carolinensis (chuck-will's-widow) is the source of this 637-nucleotide messenger RNA. Its product is annotated as zinc finger and BTB domain-containing protein 7C-like. The annotation marks the transcript as partial. Gene Ontology annotation, molecular function: DNA-binding transcription factor activity, RNA polymerase II-specific; RNA polymerase II cis-regulatory region sequence-specific DNA binding. Gene Ontology annotation, biological process: regulation of transcription by RNA polymerase II. NCBI's taxonomy places the organism in Eukaryota, Metazoa, Chordata, Aves, Caprimulgiformes, Caprimulgidae. The record is from RefSeq and is a predicted model, not a curated record. The transcript has a single exon.
GCAGGACAAGCUCAAAAUCCACAUGCGGAAGCACACGGGGGAGAGGCCGUACCUCUGCAUCCACUGCAAUGCCAAAUUCGUGCACAACUACGACCUGAAGAACCACAUGCGCAUCCAUACGGGCGUCCGUCCCUACCAGUGUGAGUUCUGCUACAAGAGCUUCACCCGCUCCGACCAUCUCCAUCGCCACAUCAAACGCCAGAGCUGCCGGAUCGCAAGACCCCGGCGAGGACGUAAGCCGGCAGCAUGGAGAGCUGCUGGAUUACUCUUUGCUCCUGGUGGUCCGCCAGUGGAGAAGAGCUUCAUGAUGCCACCCACGUUGGAGGAGAUGAGUGGCCACCUCGGCGGUGCGGCCAUGUGCCUUCCUGGCCCCAGCCCCAAGCAUUUUUUGAGCGGGGCCAAGACCGCCUUCAGCCUGCAAGAGUUGGAGAAUCAGUUUGAAGAAACCCAGAUGAAGCUCUUCAGGCGAGCUCAGCUGGACAUGGAGAGGAACGCAGGCAUCUUCGCCUUCGCCUUGGGCCAUAAUGAAAACCUUGCUGCCCAACCCUUCUUUCCUCUCCCCGAUCCUUGGAACACGGGCUUCAGCGGCUUAGCGGGGCUCGGCCACGUGGCUCCCAUCUCAGAGGCAAGCAACUAA